Rotaria sp. Silwood1 is the source of this 546-nucleotide messenger RNA. The record is from the annotation of a GenBank genome assembly. Lineage: Eukaryota; Metazoa; Rotifera; Eurotatoria; Philodinida; Philodinidae.
AUGGAUUAUAAUUCUUCAUUAAAUUUAAUUAAUCGUGAUGAAAAUGAAUCAAGUUUAAGUUCUCCAUCAAUAUCAAUAUAUAAUGAUGAAAAUAAUCAACAUAAUACUAUAUAUCGUAAAAAACGUUUACGUCAUCGAUUAAAUACUCAAAAAUAUUCAUCAAAACGACGACAACAACAAAUUGAAAUAAUGUCACAAGAUGAUUUACAAAAUCAACGUACUAUUGCUAAUGUACGUGAAAGACAACGUACACAAUCAUUAAAUGAUGCAUUUACACAUCUUCGUCUUAUUAUUCCAACAUUACCAUCAGAUAAAUUAUCUAAAAUUCAAACAUUAAAAUUAGCAACACAUUAUAUUGAUUUUCUUUAUCAAAUAUUACAUUCAGAUGAUGAAAAAAUAAAAAAUAUUAAAUUUUCAUCAUCAAAACAAAUUAAACACCCAACAUUAAGUUAUGCAUUUAAUGUUUGGCGUAUGAAAGGUGUUUGGUCUAAUCAUCAACAACAGACUAAUAUUUCAUUUUAUCCUGAUGAUUAUCAAGAUAAUUAA